AUGAGCACGCAGAAGGUGGCGAAGCACAACACGAGGAAGCUCCUGAUGAAGGGAAAGUCGAAGAAGGACAUUAAGGAGCUGGUGGUGCCAUUGGUGAAGACGCCGCCCCAGGGAGGCAUCGUGCCGCCUUUCACUGUGUUUCUUCACAUGCGGCGCAAUGUGAUGGUCGUGUCCGUCCCUCUCCACCGGGUGCCUGACAAAAUCGUGCAAUUCGAUGCCGAUGCGAAGAGAUUUUUGCUCGACACCACCAAAUUCACCAGAAAGCCGUUCCAUCUUGAAUUCACAUACCCGGAGGGAAUCACUGUCGAUACCUCCUCUGUGGACGCCAAAAUCGAAAACGGCCAGUUUGUCGCUUCUCUGUCUCUUCUCUCCGUUCCCGAGGCCUUCAAGCAGAAGACGGACGGCAUGGACGUGGCGGCGGACAAGUCGCGCAAGCGAAAGCGAAGCGGCGCGGAGACGCAGCAGAACGGUGGCGCCGAGGCGGCGGCCACGACGAAGGUCACGAAGGCCACUCCUCCCGCCGCCGCCGCCGCCGCUCCUGCGGCGGCCCAGAAGACGAAGAAGCAGCCCGCCAAGAAGCAAAAGAAGGGUCCCAGCGAGAGCUCCGAGAAGCAGAUUGACGCGCGGGCGGUGAGCUUGGACAAGGCCAUGGGCUUGAUCGACGAGCUCAGCUCCAAGGAGGAGUCGCAGAUCAACCAAAAGCUGAACAAGGAGAAGGAGAAGAAGGCCGCCUUCAACGCCAAGGAGAAGGAAAAGCGACAGAAGAAGCAGGACAAGAAGCAGAAGAUUGAUCAGCUCGUGGACGAGCUCAAGAGGGAGAAGGACGAGCAGGAGCAGGAGAAGAAGCCCCUCAAGAAGGCGACGCCAAGGAGGGUGUCCUUCGCGGAGCCCGGCAAGAAGGCCGCCGCGGCCAACGGCGCCGCCUCCCCGGCCAAGAAGCCGGCCCGCAAGGCCGCGCCCCAGAAGAAGAAGAAGACCGCCGCUCAGUAA
Molecule: messenger RNA, 990 nt
Organism: Acanthamoeba castellanii str. Neff
Lineage: Eukaryota; Discosea; Longamoebia; Acanthamoebidae
Exons: 5
Coding region: 1-990 (329 amino acids)
Source: RefSeq, a predicted model, not a curated record